GGCGCGAAACCCCGGAUGUUGACACAUGUGCGCGUGCGCGCACCUCUCGCGACGCUCCCCCGCCCCCCGAGUCACGUGACCCGAAACGAGGCGGGGCGGGGGCGGCGGCAGCGUGGUGAGGUGGGGGGGGGUCUCUUCCGCUCGACAAUGGCGACCGCGGGGUAAGCGUGGGGGAGCUAAGGCGGGCGGCGCACGAAGCGAGGUGCACGGUAGCGACAUGGAGAGCGGCGCCAAGUAUAUUUUCGGGGAGUUCAGCCAUGAAGAGGUGCAACAAUACUUCCAGAACUCGCACAUUUCCGUGGAGCUUCCUCCAUGCUCGGAAGACACGGACGAUGAUGAUGCGACAGGCCGUACCGGGGGGGGCGACUGUUCCGAGCCGGCCAGGGGGCUCGCGAGCAGCAACGGUGGGGACAACUCGGUCGAGGGCUCCCCUCCUGACGAAGUGGGGGGGCCCAGCACGCUCAACCCACGAGCCCCCGAGUUCUGCCUGCCGCUCGAGCAGCCCGCCACCUCCUUCCCUCGCCAGCCGGCCCCGCCACCGUUCCCGCCGGCGCCGAUGGUCGGUUGCCGAACCACCGCUGCGGCCGCCGUCAUCGCCGCUCCUCUGGUGGGAGACCCGGCGCCGCUGCCGCCCAACAGCUCCGUCCACACGGCAGCGCUGUCGAUGGGCCCGGCUGCCCCGCUGACGUUCGGCCACCCGGUGCCAACCGCCGCCCUGCAGCUGCCCCUGUUCGUGCCGCCCCAGUCGGCCCUCGCCGGCGCGGAAGCGGCGCCGGUCGUGGUGCCGCGGCCGCUGGUGCCGGUCCAUGCCCUGCCCGUGGGGCUGGCGCCGACGGCCUCCGCCACCGCGUUUUUUGGCAGCGCCCACACGGCGCCCGUCGUGCUGCUGCAGCCGCUGCCGGCGUUCAACAACGGCGACGAGAUGAGCGCCGCCGAAGCCGCCGCGGACGGGAACGGCGAUGGUUCCAGUCGCAGCUCGGGCGGCCCGCGGGAGCGGCGGAACAAGAAGAAGCGGCCCCCCGGCUACUACGGUUACCAGGAUGGCACCGGCGCGGUGAACGGGAUGUCGUGUGCCGACGACGGCGACGAGGCCUCUCCGGACGCCCCCUUCGCACCGCCUCCGCCACAGGGGGCGGCGCCCCCCCACCAGGGCCGGCUCCCCUCGCCGGUCCCCCCCAUCGCAGGAUCCACAGCCGCAGCCCCGGCAACCUCCGGAGGCGUCUGUGCCGGCGCCCCGUCCCGCCGAGCCCGCCGAGCAGCCGGCGCCGCCCUGCAAGCAGCCCGCGCCCGUGCUGGCGGUGCCGCCGGCCGCCGUGCCCCCGCCGGUGCCGUCCGCCCCACCGGCCCCGCCGCAGAGCGCCGCUCAGCCGACCGAAUUGCCGGGCAUCGGCGGUCCGCAGGGCCAGCAGCCGCCGUGAUGAUGAUGAUGCUGAUGAACGGCCCCCAGGGGCUGCCCGUUGAGGCGCUGUUGGUGAACCAGCUGGGCAUGCCGGCUGUUCCGGGGGUGCCGGUUGUGGCCUCGACGGCGCCCAUGACAGUGCCCCUGCUGGUGCUCCCCCAGCGCAUGCCGCCGGUCGUGAUGUCCGUCGCGCCGCAGGCGGCUGUGCAGCUGGUGGCGCCGGUGCUCCAGGCGCCUGCCGCACAGCCGCCGCAACCGACGGUGUGCCCGCAGCAGAAGCCGCAGCAGCCGCAACCAAAGCAACAGCCGCAGCCAACGCAGCAGUCGCAGCAGGUGGGGAACAGCACCACCGGCAGCAGCAGCAGCAGCAGCUUGAUCAUGCUGGCCACACGAGGUGCUCACCAGCUCCCCGUCAGCGCCAUCCGCACCGGCGGCAGCUUCAAGUUCGGCGGCGACACCAACUUUGCGGACGUGAGCGGGCGCCAGCGAGAGAGCCCGCCCGUCGUGUUCACCAACGCGUGCACCGUGCCCAGGGCGGCGCUGCUACGGGACGGCGCCGCGGUGGCGCCGAUGGCGCCGCCCGUCGGGGACCUGCGCUCGUCCUCGGCGCCCGGCGACGCCGCCAAGCAACCCAGGCCGAUGGCCACCAUCGCCCCGAUCUCUUUCGGCCCCGCCAUGCCAGCGCUGUCCGAGGUCGUGACGCUGCCUCCGGCUGUCGCCGAUCGCCAGCGGCGCGCGAGCGCCGUUACCGGCAGCGCGUCGGCACCGGCUCGGUCACGCGAGGAGCAGGUGGCCCCGGUGGCCCCGGUGGCCCCGGUGGCGGCGGUGGCGCCCACCGCCCCGCGCUGCGGCGAAGCCCGGAAAGGUUCCGCGCAGCUGAACGGCGUGGAGACGGCACCGGCGAGGCCCGGCGUGAACACGAACGCGGCGGUGGCGCCGGCCGGCAGCGCCGCCGCUACCGCCGGGCGAGGCGGUCGCCCGGCGACGUCGAUGCCGGCCGCGGCCUUUCUGGACCCACGGCCGCAAACGCCGACCCUUGCUCACGGUUCGUCCUGCCCCAUCGAGGCAUCUGCCGUAGGGAGGGAUGCUCCAGCGGCCGUUGCUCCAGCGAAAGAUGCUCAAGCUGGCGCGGUGGGGAGAGAAGCGCCUGCUAUUCCUGCAGGGAGACCGGCGCCAGCAGCAGCCGUUACUGCUGCGGGGAGAGAGCCAUCAGCUGGUGCUGAAAGCAGAGAGGCACCGGCUGUUGCUGCUGCUGCUGUCGCGGGGAAAUCUGCUGCUGCAGGCGACGCAGCUGCUCACGACGCCAGGCCACAGCCGCCGGCACUCCCCGGCGUCAAGACCUGGGCCAGCCUCUUCAGUGCCAGCAAGCCCGCCGCGCCGUCACCGGGGGCCGGCACCACUGUUCGCGUCGACCUGCCCGCCGGGGACUGCAAGGCGGGGGGGGAAAGGAGCCCGGGGUCGCAGGAGGCGCCGGUUCCGCAGACAGCGCCGGCGCACAAAGCUGGGCCCGUGUCGGUGGCCGAGGACCCCUGUGCCACCAGGAUAGCCGAGCUCCUGUCAUUGACGCCGUUGUCCUACAAGCCGGUCUCCGUGCAACCACGCGGGCUGAUCAACCGGGGCAACUGGUGCUACAUCAACUCCACCCUUCAGGUGCUUGUUGCUUGCGUGCCGCUCUACCACCUGCUGCGCGCGCUGCCCCUGUAUGGCGACGGCGAGCGCCCCGUCAGCGCCACGCCCAUGCUCGACGCGUUUAUCCGGCUCAUGAAGGAGUACGGAUCUAUGCUGCCACCAUCCAAACCCAAGACCGCUGGACCCCCGGAGAAGAGCAAAGACCUUCGCGUGGGGUCGCCCUUCGAGCCGGCCUUCAUCUACAAGCUGCUGUCAAUCGUCAAGUCCAGCUUGUGCGACAAGGGCCGGCAGGAGGAUGCGGAGGAGUUUCUGGGCUUUGUGAUUAACGGGCUGCACGACGAGAUGCUGUCGCUGCGCCGGCUGGACAGCGCCGACGGAGCUGCGACAAAUGGCGUGGCCUCCGAUGGGGCCAGCUCUGACGGCUGGCCCGAGGGGGAUGCGGAGGCCGGGUCCGGUGGGCCCCGUGGUGCCCAUGGUAAUGGCAGAGGGUUGCAGCUGGAGGACAGCGAUGGUCAUGGCCAGCGUGCCAACAACGAGAAGGGUGGCGAGGAGGAGGAGGAGGAAGAGGAGUGGGAGCAGGUUGGGCCGCGGAACCGCUCGGCCAUCACGCGCUCCGCCGAGUUCGUGCGCUCGCCCAUCACCGACAUCUUCGGUGGAUGCAUCAGGUCGGCCGUGUACCAGGCGGGGGUGAAGGAGUCGGCGACGCUGCAGCCGUUCUUCACGCUGCCGCUGGACGUGAGCGCGGAGCGCGUGUGGACACUUCGCGACGCGCUCGAGGGGUUGGUGGCACGCGAGGCCGUGCAGGGGUACACCACCAAGAACCGUCAGGAGGUGGAGGUGUGUCGUCGCAUCACGCUGGAGGAGCUGCCGCCGGUCCUCGUGCUGCAUCUCAAGCGCUUUGUCUACGACAAAACCGGCGGCUCACAAAAGCUGCUUAAGGCCAUCGACUACCCCCUAGAGCUGGAGAUCAGCAAGGACCUGCUCUCCCCAAUUGCCAAGGUGAAGCUUUCCAAGGGCCAGAGGAGCUACCGUCUGUUUGCCGUGACGUGUCACCACGGCGGCACGGCGGCGGGCGGCCACUACACUACGGACGUGCAGCACGCCGGCCUGGGCCUGUGGCUGCACUACGACGACCAGGGCGUGCGCCCCACCGCGCUCUCCGCAGUGCUCAAGCCCGUGCUGCCCCGUACCGCCUACUUGCUCUACUACCGCCGCGCAGACGUGCAGUGAGAGGGGGGGACGAGCCCCGACGUGGUAGCGGGGGGCGCCCGCUGCCACCCCCCCCCCCCCCCCCCCCCCAUCCUACCCCACCUACACCGGCGCCAGCUGCCUCCGCGCCCGAAGCCGGACGUUGGUGACGACGGCGGUGGCGGUGACGAUGGUGACGAUCGCGGGGACAGGAGCGCGCGCGUCGCUUGGACGACGGGCGGACGAGUCCCGAGUCCGCUCGCUCGCCUCCUCCGCUGCCCGCUUCUCCAGCCCUUCCUCCCCACUCGUCGGCAGUCCGCUUGUCAAACAGAAAUCUCUGAGCCACGUGACUUCUCACCACCCCCCCCCCCGCGUGCCGGUCGCGGUGCUGCCGGUCGAGGUGCUGCCGGUGUCGAGGCUCGCGGAAGAUCGUCGGAUGUCGGACGACGUUCCACAUAAGGGGGGGGGUGGAGAAGGACUCCCCCAUGCUGCCAGAGCUUCGUGGGCGCGCACGCACGCCGCAAGCACGCCUCGCACGCCUCGCCCGCCUCGCCCGCCUAGACCGCCUCGCCUGCCUAGACCGCCUAGACCGCCUCGCCCAUCCUCGCCCGCCUCUCCUGUGCGCGAGAGACCUUUCGAAUGAAUCGUCGGAAAAAUAACCUUUGAAAAAUAAUAUUUUCAAAAAAAUAACAAGUAUCGUGACUUCAAGUCCAUUUGUCUCGUACGCCCAAUGGAGUUCAGCGGCAGAAUGUGGCAAGGUGUCAAUCUGGUGCCCCCCCCCCCCCCACCAAAGAGCUCACAGGACACCUGGGGAGCCCCCCCAAGAGCUCACAAGACACUUGAGCUCACAGGACACCUGGGGGCCCCCCCAAGAGCUCACGAGACACUUGAGCUCACAGGACACCUGGGGGCCCCCCCAAGAGCUCACGAGACACUUGAGCUCACAGGACACCUGGGGGGGGGGGCCCAUGGAGCUCACAGGACAAGUGGGGGCCCCAGAGAGAUCA
Molecule: messenger RNA, 5223 nt
Organism: Petromyzon marinus (sea lamprey)
Lineage: Eukaryota; Metazoa; Chordata; Hyperoartia; Petromyzontiformes; Petromyzontidae
Gene: USP10
Product: ubiquitin specific peptidase 10
Biological process (GO): regulation of autophagy; protein deubiquitination; DNA damage response, signal transduction by p53 class mediator
Cellular component (GO): cytosol; nucleus
Molecular function (GO): cysteine-type deubiquitinase activity
Source: RefSeq, a predicted model, not a curated record